AACACGUGUGACGGCCUCUUAGUUCUGAAUAUAAGUGUUACUGAGAGGAAAUUAGGUUGGUUGGCAGAGGAGAUCAGCCAGACCUUGCAGGACGUCUUGCUGAGGAGCUGGUAUAUCCACCAGUACUGUGCUUCAGAUUCCAGUACAUGUAGAAGAAAAAAUGGAAGUUAUUGAGCUGGGAGAAGUUGACUUGAACUGUCCUUCCAACUGUCAAAUACAUAAUACCCAUUUCUUCGGAACUGACAGACAGAUAAUAAGGAGAGGGCAAGCCUUUAGCUUAUAUGCUCGCUUCCAAAAUCGAGAAUGGGAUGACUCCGUGGACCAGGCUGCUUUCACCGUGGAGACAGGCCUCAGACCCUGUGAAUCAAAUGAGACAAAAUGCACCUUCCCAAUGGGCAGAUGUCUGGAUCAAACCUGCUGGAGUGCUUCCUACAAAGUUCAUCAGCCAAAAUGCAUCAGUAUCAGCGUGUUUCCUCCUUCCAAUGUCUGCAUUGGCCGUUAUAUUCUCAAUAUGCAAAUCACAUCUUGUGGUCACACAUAUCAGAGGUGUCUUGGAGAUUUUUAUGUCCUUUUUAACCCAUGGUGUGCAGAUGACCCUGUAUAUUUGGACAGUCAGGCCCAUAGAGAAGAGUAUGUUCUGAAUGAACAUGGAAUACUGUAUGAAGGAGUCCACAAGCACAUAACCUCUCGACCAUGGCACUUUGGACAGUUUGAAGAUGGGAUUCUGGAUAUCUGCUUGAAGAUCUUAGAUAUGGGUGCGAGUUACCAUCACGGCUCUGAUCGUGACCACUGCUGGCGCAAUGACCCCGUGCAUGUCAGCAUGGUGGUGAAUCACAUGAUAAGCAGCCAUACCACUAACAGUAUCAUGAAGAUUCCAGAAAACAAUGAUUACCUGAAAGGAACAAAGCCAUUUUCCUGGAAUGGAAGUGUCCCUAUUCUACAGCAGUGGUACAGUGGUAGAUGCAGGCCGGUCAGAUAUGGGUACUGUGGAUCUCUUGCUUCAGUAAUGUGCACAGUGAUGAGGUGUUUGGGAAUUCCAAGCCGUGUUGUCACAAGCUUCUGUUUUCCUUGUUCAAUUGAGAAUCCACUUGGUAUCAAUGAGAUUUUUGACUCUACUGGUAAAAACCUGUGUGGCAAAGACAAACUAUGGCGAUACCACUGCUGGAAUGAAUCUUGGAUGGCUCGCAGAGAUAUAAAUCAGUGCUGUGGCGACUGGCAGUGUCUGGAUCCAACACCUCUGGAAACAGGCAGAGGUUCAGCUUGCAGCGGUCCUACAUGGGUUCGAAGCAUCAGGGAAGGGGAACUGGACUUGGAUUAUGAUGGUCAUCAUAUGUUUUCUCGAGUAAAUUCAAACUAUGUUGGCUGGCUUUCCCAAAACAAUGCCAAAAGAACAAAAUUUUUCUGUGACACAUGGCCAUGUGGACAACGUCUAAUCACCAAGAGUGUUGGCAGUGAGCAAUUUGAAGAUAUCACUGGAGCUUACAAGUAUGAACUAGGUUCUGUGAAAAACAAAGAAGCCUAUUACCGGGCUUACAGAAGGAUUCACCCAGGGUAUUGCAACGCUUCCAACUGUCAUAUCGACAGAGAGUUAUCGUCUCUGAAAAACCCAUUUCUGAGUGACUCUGGAAUUAACAUGAGGUUAAAGAUGGCCAACUGUCCAAUGUAUGGUGAAGAUGUGCAACUGAACUGGCUGCUUGAAAAUUUGCGUAAUGAGAGCAAAACCCUGAAGUUUAAUUUGUGCGCACAAAUUAUAACCUACAGCGGUUGCCCAAUGGAUCAGUUUUGGAAAGACAGUGUGAAUGUCACAUUGGGUCCAAGGGAAGUGAAAAAAAUUCCGGUGUGUAUAUCAUACAAUCAAUAUGGACCUUAUCUCUGUGAUCACAACAUUAUGAAAGUGGUUGCUGUCUCAGACCCAGAAUGUGGAGAAAUUCUGAUGGUGAGCAGGGAUAUUGUGGUCAACAGACCCCCUGUUAUUGUAAAGCUACUGAGCCAGCCCAGACUAAAAGUACCAUGUACUGCAGAGAUCUCCUUCUGUAAUCCUCUCCAGGAAGAUAUGAAGAAUUGUGUAAUGACAUUAGAAGGCUGUGGUUUAUUCAAAGAGCCAAUGACCAUUGAUUUGGGAACACUGGCAUCCAAUCAACAGGCACGGACCAUCGUGGAGUUUACACCUUACAGGCUUGGCUGCCACCGGCUCCUGGCCAACCUUGGGUGCCACAAGUUUGCCUACUGCAAGGGAUGUGCCAAAGCUGAAGUGUGCUGCUCGGCAGGCCAGAAUGGUGUCCUGCCCAUCAGCCAGAAUGGCUCACUCCCAGUGUGUGAGAAUGGCUCCGUCCCCAUGAACGGCUCUGGGGGAGCCGCAACGGCUGUCCCUGUGGCAGACCCUGCCUUCAACUCCAUGUGUGAAUAUAUAUGUAUCCCAGUGUGUAACCCAAACUGCAGCGCAGGGGGACAGCCUGUAUACGAUUUUGUGUACCUCCCUGCAGGCCAUCCCUUAUGCAACUCCAUCUGCAACCAAGGCUUCAAUCCAAGCAUCAAUCCCGGUUUUGAGAUGGGAGGCGAUCCUGGCUUCCGUGUCAUAUGCGAGACUGUACCUCCUGCUACAUGUGCUCCAAUGGCUCCAUCCAUGUACAGCUCCAUGCCAGCCCCAGCAUCCAACCCUGUUUGCACCCCCAUGCCUCAUGUGGUUUUUGAGACAGGUCCUGCUCCCACACACCCCUCUGGAGGUGGAGGGGGGCCGAUGUCCUAUUCUGUCUCUGUCCCCACGAAUAAUGCGGUGAGUGCGCUGCUGACCCACUUCAUGGGUGGCCCCAGUCCCAAUGGGGCACCCCAGGCAGUCCCUAUGUCUGCUCCGCCAUCCUACUCCAUGUGCUCUCCGGUACUCCACACCAUUGGUAAUCCCAUGCAACCUGCAACUCCCCUUUCAGUGCCUGGUGCCUCCAUCUCACACGUCGUUUGCAGCUCCACACCCUCUCCCAGCACCCAGCCUCAGUGCGGCCCGGUGCCCACCGUGUCCUCCCAGCCCCUGAAUGCCGCCGUAGCUCACGGCAUGUGCUCCCCCGUGGCCUCCCCAGUGCCCCGUGCUGCCGACCGUAGCAGCACCCCCACAGUGCUGCAGGUGGGCAGUGCCUCUGCAUCCCACUCGCUGUGCUCCCCAGCGCCACAGCGGCCCGUGGGACCGCCGGCAUCCCACUCGCUGUGCUCCCCAGCCCCCCGCCCCGUCGGGCCCCCCGCGGCCCACUCCCUGUGCUCGCCCACCUCCGCCUCGCUGGUGGCCCUGGGGGCCCGCCCUGCCAGCUCUCCUGCCGCUCAGGCCUUGGACUCCUCGGCUUCUGCCUGCCUGCCGUGCUCCCCGUCGCCGCGCCCCACGGCAGGUCCCACAGCCCGCUCCCUCUGUGCCCCCACCUCUCGCUCUAUCUCCCAGCUUGUCGGCACCUCUGGCUCUCGCUCACUGUGUGGUUCUCAGUGGGGCCCUUCCUAUGAGAGCACCACUCGCUUUGGCUCCACGUGGGCUCCCACCUCCCGGUCACUGUGGAGCCCCGAGGGGCGCUUGGGCUAUUCCUCGACCCGUGCCACCUACGGCACACUUACACGCCCCCCCUACAGCUCCUUGAACCGCUCCUCCUAUACCUUGUCCCGCUCUGGCUACGCUACCCUACCCCGCUCCACCUCCCCCUCUGCCUAUGCCACCCUGACUCGCUCCGGCUCCUGCCCCUCCGGCAGUACCCUGGCUCUGGCAGGGUCCCGCAGGCCCUGGAGUCCCACAAGGAGCACUCUCACCUAUUUCAAACGCAGAUAUCUGUAAGGGAGAGUAACCUGGGAAAACCUGAAGCCGGUGAAAUAAAGCCUGUGUGCAGAUGCUUUACAAGAGGUUAGAAAUAGGAUGAUGAAGAGCAGCAUGCUGCUCCUGAGCAUUUAUCUGUGGAUUUGAGAUGUGCCAGAAAGCAGGCUGCGGGCCAACUGCUGAGGGAUGCAUUCGAUGUAAUACUUGUAUGUCUUGAGAUACGGUGCGAUGGAAAUGACAAAUGAAUGUGCUCCCUGUGGAGCCGUAGUGACAAUAGUGGCACGGUGCAGGUAAUCAGACUUACUUGCUCAGUCAAGCUGUUUUAUAAAUGAUGUGCUUUCACUCUCUCUUCUCUUGAUUUUUUGCAAUGCACAUUUCUCAGAUCUCCCUGGGCUACAGCAAUCAUAGCAAAUCUAUCUCCCUGCAUGAAAUGUGCUGUCCUUGGGAUGCCGCAGAGGUGACAGCAGACGUGUCUUAUGUCUCACCUAACAGACAUUGGGCCCCUGAAUCCCAGUGUUGCUGUGGCUCAGGUCAGUUCUGCAUGCACUCUCUAGUGUAACACUGAGAGCUGUGGAGAUCGCAGAGCAACUAAAUCGUUACAAAUCAGCUGAAGAGUUUAACUUCAUCUUUUUUUUAUCCUUUUUCCUUUUUUAAAUAACAAUUUUAGUAUUACUACUCUUGACGUAUUACCGACCUAGUAUCAAGAAUACAGAGGUUAUGUCAGAAAGUCAGAAAAACUCAAUGAAUAAGUAAUACAAUAUAUUGGCUAUCACAACUGACUGUUUUUCCUAUAGCAUAUUUCAAAAAUUUUCUCACAUACCUUGUAUGCAUUUAGGUUACUAGGAAAAGCUCUAAAUCCACAGCUGUGCCAUUUUGAUUGAGUAUAGCUAGAAGUCUGCCACUAGACCUGAACUUAGAAAAGGAAGUAUGAUGUUAUCCUUCCUUUCCAACAUCCAGUCCUCUCAGGUGAAAGUUUUUAAGAAGGUGAAUGGAAUGUACUGCAUCUUCUUCAGAUGAUGGUACUGUUCCACUGCUAACCCUCUCCAGGUGUUUUAGGAGUUGAAAUUAUACAUUGUCAUAAUGAAACUAUCCCUGAAUUUUAGAUUUGCUCAUAAGAAUUUUGGAUUUACUGACAGUACCUCCCAUCCCUCCAUUGUUUGUCUUUAGCAAAGUAGUCCAUUACUUUAAGUAGCAAGUCUUAGUGGGGUUUUGUGGUAAGGUAAUUUUGCUGGUGCUGCAGAAUCUUCAGCUAUGUAGCAGUAGUAUUUCAGUAGUAUCAUGGUAGUUUACGCCCCUAUGUGAUGAGAUUGAGUAACCCUCCAAGGAUUUUGAUAAAGUGUGAUGUCAGAUGGUAGCUAUGAACAUGCCAACACUAUCAAUUGCAUAGUAAUUCUGAGUAGGGUAGAAGAAAGAUUUGCCUGGAUAUUGUAGUAGAGUGAUCAUAACUCAGUGACUUGGAUUUUUUUACACAGUUUCAAUAGUCUGCAUUUGAUAGGUGCUGAGAAUUUCUUUGCCUGACUGAAAUAAAAAUAAAAAUUUUAAAACCA
Messenger RNA from Serinus canaria (Common canary), 5328 nucleotides. Its product is annotated as protein-glutamine gamma-glutamyltransferase 5-like. Gene Ontology annotation, molecular function: protein-glutamine gamma-glutamyltransferase activity. Gene Ontology annotation, biological process: peptide cross-linking. NCBI's taxonomy places the organism in Eukaryota, Metazoa, Chordata, Aves, Passeriformes, Fringillidae. The record is from RefSeq and is a predicted model, not a curated record. Bases 161 to 3802 code for a protein of 1213 amino acids. The transcript has 13 exons.